This is a messenger RNA of Pipistrellus nathusii (Nathusius's pipistrelle), 1407 nucleotides long. The record is from the annotation of a GenBank genome assembly. Lineage: Eukaryota; Metazoa; Chordata; Mammalia; Chiroptera; Vespertilionidae.
AUGGCGGCGACAGCGGCGGCUCCGGGGCGGGCGGGGACGCUGAGGGCCCCAGCGUUUUGUCAAAUGAAGUGGCUGCCGGUGCUGCUGGCGGCGGCGGCGGCGGUGGCAGAGCAGCAGGUGCCGCUGGUGCUGUGGUCAAGCGAUCGGGACUUGUGGGUUCCUGCGGCCGACAACCAUGAGGGCCACAUCACCAGCGACAUGCAGCUCUCGACUUACUUAGACCCCGCCCUGGAGCUGGGCCCCCGCAACGUGCUGCUGUUCCUGCAGGACAAGCUGAGCAUUGAGGACUUCACGGCAUAUGGUGGUGUGUUUGGAAACAAGCAGGACAGCACCUUUUCUAACCUGGAGAAUGCCCUGGACUUGGCCCCGUCCUCUCUCGUGCUUCCUGCUGUUGACUGGUAUGCAGUGAGCACUCUGACCACGUACCUGCAGGAGAAGCUGGGGGCUAGCCCCUUGCAUGUGGACCUGGCAACCCUUCGGGAGCUGAAGCUCAACGCCAGCCUCCCGGCCCUGCUGCUCAUCCGCUUGCCCUACACAGCCAGCUCGGGUCUGAUGGCACCACGGGAAGUCCUCACAGGCAAUGAUGAGGUGAUUGGGCAGGUGCUGAGCAUGCUCAAGUCGGAAGAUGUCCCGUACACAGCGGCGCUCACAGCGGUCCGCCCUUCCAGGGUGGCCCGCGAUGCAGCCCUGGUGGCCGGGGGGCUAGGCCGGCAGCUGCUGCAAACGACGCCCAAACAGCCCGUGUCUGUUGUGAUCCACCCUCCUGUGAGCUAUAACGACACUGUGCCCCGGAUCCUGUUCUGGGCCCAGAAUUUCUCAGUGGCUUAUAGGGACAGCUGGGAAGAUCUGACCGGCAGGACCUUUGACGCCCCAUCUCUCAAUAUGACCGGCUCCUUCUGGAAUGACUCCGUCGCCAGGCUUUCACUGACCUAUGAACAACUCUUUGGUGCCACGGUGACGUUUAAGUUCACUCUGGUGAACCGCUUCUAUCCAGUGUCGGCCCGGCACUGGUUUACCAUGGAGCGCCUGGAAAUCCACAGCAAUGGCUCUGUGGCCUACUUCAACGUUUCCCAGAUCACAGGGCCCAGCAUCUACUCCUUCCACUGCCAGUACGUCAGCAGUCUUAGCAGCCAGGGCAGCAUCCUUGUGCCUGACACGCAGCCCUUCCUCUGGCAGAUGACGCUUGAGGAUUUCCAGAUCCAGGCCUUCAACGUGACAGGCGAGCAGUUCUCCUACGCCACUGACUGCGCGGGCUUCUUCUCCCCGGCCAUCUGGAUGGGGCUGCUCACCUCCUUGUUCAUGCUCUUCAUCUUCACCUACGGCCUGCACAUGAUCCUCAGCCUCAAGACCAUGGACCGCUUUGAUGACCACAAGGGCCCCACCAUCACUUUGACCCAGAUUGUGUGA